AUGAUUUGCUUGUGGUUCCUAUCUCUUCUUGCUUAUGGACUUACAAUACUGCAGGGGGUGAGUUGUUGGACAUACCAUUAUUCAGACACAAACAUGACCUACAGUGAAGCAGAGCUGUGGUGCAGAGAGAGGUAUACUAACAUGGUUGCCAUUCAGAAUAAGGAGGAAAUCAACUAUCUCAAUGACUUCUUACCCUUCAAUCCGGGUUACUACUGGAUUGGAAUCAGAAAAAUUAAUGAGGUAUGGACCUGGGUUGGAACUAACAAAGAGCUGACAGAAGAGGCAGAAAACUGGGCUUCAGGUGAGCCAAAUGGCAAAGGGAACAACGAAGACUGUGUUGAAAUCUACAUCAAAAGAGGGAAGGAUGACGGCAAGUGGAAUGAUGAACAGUGUGAGAAAAAGAAGGUCGCCCUGUGCUACACAGCUUCUUGCAACCCAUCUCUCUGCAGUGGCUGUGGAGAAUGCAUAGAGACUAUUAACAAUCACACCUGCCGUUGUAACCCUGGCUUCUAUGGACCUGAAUGCGAGUUUGUUGAGACUUGUGAUCUGCUAAAGAAACCUGAUCAUGGGAGCCUCAAAUGUGACCAUCCAUUAGAGAACUUUGGCUACAACUCAUCCUGCACAGUUCAGUGUGAGGAAGGCUAUGAACUGACUGCAUUGGAAUCUGUACACUGUACCUCUUCUGGGGUCUGGUCUGCACCCCUUGCAGCAUGCAAAGCUGUGACCUGUCCUGCCUUAGAAAUGCCUGUUCAUGGUGCCGUGAACUGCUCUCAUCCCUCUGUAGAGCUCACCUGGG
Molecule: messenger RNA, 796 nt
Organism: Tauraco erythrolophus (red-crested turaco)
Lineage: Eukaryota; Metazoa; Chordata; Aves; Musophagiformes; Musophagidae
Source: RefSeq, a predicted model, not a curated record